Messenger RNA from Fulmarus glacialis (Northern fulmar), 2445 nucleotides. It is a transcript of the gene HSPA4, whose product is annotated as heat shock 70kDa protein 4. NCBI's taxonomy places the organism in Eukaryota, Metazoa, Chordata, Aves, Procellariiformes, Procellariidae. The record is from RefSeq and is a predicted model, not a curated record. Gene Ontology annotation, molecular function: ATP-dependent protein folding chaperone; ATP binding. The transcript is spliced from 18 exons. Gene Ontology annotation, biological process: protein folding. Gene Ontology annotation, cellular component: cytosol; nucleus. The coding region runs from base 196 to 2394 and encodes 732 amino acids.
AUAGCCUUUGGACCCAAGAAUCGCUCGAUUGGCGCUGCAGCUAAAAGCCAGGUUAUUUCAAAUGCAAAGAAUACAGUACAAAGUUUUAAAAGAUUUCAUGGUCGUGCAUUCUCAGAUCCCUUUGUUCAAGCUGAAAAAGCAAGCCUUGCCUAUGAACUUGUCCAGCUGCCAACAGGCUCAACUGGCAUCAAGGCCAUGUAUAUGGAAGAAGAAAGAAACUUUACUAUUGAACAGGUGACAGGAAUGCUUCUUACCAAAUUAAAAGAGACUGCUGAGAAUGCGCUUAAGAAGCCUGUAGUUGACUGUGUUGUUUCUGUUCCUUGUUUCUACACAGAUGCAGAAAGGAGAUCUGUGAUGGAUGCUACACAGAUCGCUGGUCUCAACUGUCUGAGACUAAUAAAUGAAACAACUGCAGUUGCCCUUGCAUAUGGAAUCUAUAAGCAAGACCUGCCUGCCUUGGAAGAGAAGCCACGGAAUGUUGUUUUUGUGGAUAUGGGGCAUUCUGCAUAUCAAGUUUCUGUUUGUGCAUUCAACAAAGGAAAACUGAAAGUUCUUGCUACAUCAUUUGAUACAACACUUGGAGGCAGGAAGUUUGAUGAGAUGUUAGUUGAAUACUUUUGUGAAGAAUUUGGAAAGAAAUAUAAACUAGACAUAAAGUCAAAGAUUCGUGCGUUGUUGAGGCUACACCAGGAAUGUGAAAAACUGAAAAAAUUGAUGAGCGCUAAUGCCUCUGAUCUCCCGAUGAAUAUAGAAUGCUUCAUGAAUGACAUAGAUGUCUCUGGAACAAUGAACAGAAGCAAAUUUUUAGAGAUGUGUGAUGGACUCCUUGCAAGAGUAGAACUACCCCUUCGCAGUGUGCUGGAGCAAGCCAAGUUAAAGAAGGAGGAUAUUUAUGCAGUAGAGAUAGUUGGUGGUACCACAAGAAUCCCUGCUGUAAAAGAGAAGAUCAGUAAAUUUUUUGGCAAAGAAGUCAGUACAACUUUGAAUGCAGAUGAGGCUGUUGCACGAGGUUGUGCUCUGCAGUGUGCUAUUUUAUCCCCGGCUUUCAAAGUGAGAGAAUUUUCUAUCACAGAUUUGAUACCGUAUCCUAUUUCUUUACGAUGGAAUUCACCAGCAGAGGAAGGGUUAAGUGACUGUGAGGUCUUUCCGAAGAACCAUGCUGCUCCAUUUUCUAAAGUCCUCACAUUCUACAGAAAGGAACCUUUUACUCUUGAGGCAUACUACAGUUCUCCCAAGGAGCUGCCUUAUCCAGAUCCUGCUAUAGCUCACUUCUUGGUUCAGAAGGUCACUCCUCAAACAGAUGGAUCCAGUUCAAAAGUGAAAGUCAAAGUUAGAGUAAAUAUCCACGGCAUCUUCAGUGUUUCAAGUGCAUCUUUAGUGGAGGUUCAUAAAUCUGAUGAGAAUGAAGAGCCUAUGGAAACAGAUCAGCAUACAAAAGAGGAAGAGAAGAUGCAAGUAGACCAGGAAGAGCAACAAAAGACUGAAGAACAACAGCCGGCUCAACCUGAAAAUAAGGCAGAGUCUGAAGAAAUGGAGACUUCUCAGGCUGACUCAAAAGACAAGAAGGUGGAUCAGCCGCCUCAAGCCAAGAAGGCUAAAGUAAAGACGACUACAGUGGACCUUCCCAUUGAGAACCAGUUGGUGUGGCAGAUAGGGAACAUUGAGAAUGAGGGUAAAAUGAUUAUGCAGGAUAAGCUAGAGAAGGAGAGGAAUGAUGCCAAGAAUGCAGUGGAAGAAUAUGUGUAUGAUAUGAGAGAUAAACUCUGCGGUGUUUAUGAGAAAUUCGUUAGUGAAGAUGAUCGAAAUAGUUUCACACUGAAGCUGGAAGAUACAGAAAAUUGGCUUUAUGAAGAUGGUGAAGACCAACCUAAACAAAUUUACAUUGAUAAAUUGGCGGAAUUGAAGACUCUGGGUCAACCUAUUCAGGCAAGAUUUCAAGAAUCGGAGGAAAGACCAAAAGCAUUUGAGGACUUAGGGAAGCAAAUUCAACAGUACAUGAAAACUGUUCAUGCAUUCAAGGCAAAGGAUGAACAGUACGACCAUCUAGAUGAAGCAGAUAUAGCAAAAGUGGAGAAGAGUGCAAAUGAAGCUAUGGAGUGGAUGAACAAUAAACUUAAUCUUCAAAACAAGAGAAGUCUUACUUUGGACCCAGUUAUAAAAGCUAAAGACAUACAAGCUAAAACUAAAGAAUUGACAAGUAUUUGUAAUCCUAUAGUCACAAAACCAAAACCCAAAGUUGAACUCCCGAAGGAGGAGCAGAAACCAGCUGAACCGAAUGGACCAGUAGAAGGCCAGGGAGAUGCCAACAGCGGGUCCCAGGCUGCCGAACAGAGCACUGCUGCGGCUGCCCCACCAGCCAUGGAGAAGAAGCUUCCUGAAAUGGACAUUGACUGAAUUUCAGCACUUGUUUAUAUUAUUGCAAACUACAAUAAAGCUUUAAGUUGU